UGCAUAGGCCUAUGCUAGUUGAAAAAGCUACAACGCAGGCAGCUUCCCGGUUGUUUCCUCACUGCCCAGACCGCACUCCACUCGAGGGCGAGACUCCCUUCUCCCUCCCUGGCUUUCAUCAGACCGGAGUAUAGCCGCUGCGUCAAGAGGCUACAUAAACAGCUCCCAAAUAGCUAGCUAGCGCUCCAGCCGGCACCACAAGUCAUAGCCAUCCGAGCAGUGAGGAAAGGAAAAUUUAACAGUACAGCAAGACUCCUCCAGAAGCAAGCACACCAAGCCAUCCGACCACUGACGACAGAAAACUAGAAGCUUGGAUCCACCGUCACCAUGGACGGCAACAAGAAGCUUGUGACCGCGGCCGAGAAGACCAUUCCAGCUACCGUCCAGCGGGCCAGCAGAUGGGCGCUCUACAACGCCUGCUUCACCGUGGGCCACGCGGUCACCUACGCACUCCUCCAGUCCUCCUUCGCCCUGCGGUGCGUCCAGUGGACGGACGCCAAGGCCGCCCAGGAGAGCGCCCUCUGUCUCUGGAUGCUGCGCUGCGCCGUACUCCAGGCGGCCGCGGCGGCGCUGGCGCUGCACCUGUCGUGCCGCCGCCGCUGGGUCCGCCACGCCCUGGCCUACCUCGCGCUCGUGGUCGCCUUCGUCGGCCACUGCAUGUACGUCGCCGCCGUCCGCCUCCUCCUCGCCGCUGACUGCCCUGGAUACGUCUUGCUCAGGAUCUUGUGCACCGCGUACAUUGCCUUCUUCCUAUGGGGCGACCUGCUCUACUUCCUUGGCCUCCUCCUGGGAGGUGACAACUGAUGAGCAGGGCAAAGCAGCAGUGCGUAGGCAGCCGAUCGAUUAGUUCAGCAAGCUGCAGAUAUGUCCAUGGAUCAACUGAUGUUCGUUCAUGAGGUACUGAUGAAGUGAUGGAAUAAGAAAGUAGAGUAUGCAUUAUGCUACGACCAUUGAUGGAGUGCGCUAUGUCUGAAUUUACCUAGUGUUAAUUGGAUGGGUCUGACUAUAUACUCCCUCCGUUCCAUAAUGUAGUACCUAUAGAUUUUUACAAAAGUCAAACAUUACAAACUUUGACCAUGUAUAUAGAGAAAAGUAGGUACAUCUAGAAUACCAAAUGCAUCUUAUUGGAUACAUCGUGAGUGAUAUUUUCAAAAUAUACAUGUUUGGUAUUGUAGAUGUAGACAAUUUUCUCUAUACACUUGGUCAAAGUUGGCAAAGUUUGACUUUUACAAAAAUCUAUAGGCACUACAUUAUGGAAUGGAGGGAGUACUACUUAGUACUGUUUGUGUAAUGUGAGCUAUAUAAAUAGCCUGGAUUGUGGCCGGCUUUGAUGUAUAUAUUAGACCUUUUCAUUUCCCUGCAUUAUGAUUAUCACA
Messenger RNA from Triticum dicoccoides, 1376 nucleotides. RefSeq lists its product as uncharacterized. The coding region runs from base 328 to 804 and encodes 158 amino acids. The transcript has 4 exons. NCBI's taxonomy places the organism in Eukaryota, Viridiplantae, Streptophyta, Magnoliopsida, Poales, Poaceae. The record is from RefSeq and is a predicted model, not a curated record.